GUGUUUGAAUUUCUGACGAAGGUGUUCGGUUUCAAGGGCCCUUCAGGCUUCAAGCCUUCACUUUUUUGAAGUUUUACGAAAGCAGCAAAGACAGGACGAAACUGUUGAAGCUUGAGCUGACAUCAUGAAGCUCCUUUGGACUUUCCUCCUGAUUGGGCUGCUUGGAGCUGCGCAGGCUAUCCGUCCGAUUGAUCCACUCAUUCAGCAAGUGACUGUCGAUCCUAGUGCGAUCUUGGUUCCUCAGGAUGACAUCAUCGGCGCCGUCAACAGCGAGCCCUCAGCGACCUGGGUUGCAGGAGAGAACGAGCGGCUUGAGGGUUUCACUGUCGACGAUCUGAAGGUGCUGUGUGGAUCCAAGGCCGGCGACCCUAACGCCCUCCCCCUGGCAAAGCCGCUCACCUUGAAGCGUUCGCACCAUCCUGACGUGGAGCUUCCCAAGAACUUUGACCCUCGCCAGAAGUGGCCCUCGUGCCCCAGCCUGUCGGCGAUCCGCGACCAGGGUCACUGCGGCUCGUGCUGGGCGUUCGGCGCGGUGGAGGUGCUCACCGACCGGUUCUGCAUCGCGGGGCACGAGAACGUCACGCUGAGCACAAACGACCUGCUGUCUUGCUGCGGUUUCGAGUGCGGCGACGGCUGCGAGGGGGGCUGGCCGGAGCGGGCCUGGGAGUACUUUGAGAGGAGCGGAGUGGUGUCUGAGCAGUGCGACCCCUACUUCGACACGGUCCCGUGCAAGCACCCCGGGUGCGGCCCCGUGAAGCCGACCCCCAAGUGCGUCCGCGGCUGCAAGGACGACGAGCUGUGGGGCGACUCCAAGCACUACGCCGCAAACGUGUACACCGUUGGGCCCGACGUCGAGGAUCUGCAGAAGGAGCUGUUCCUGAACGGGCCGAUCGAGGUCGCCUUCACCGUCUACCAGGAUUUCGCCCACUACAAGUCCGGCGUGUACAAGCACCUGUACGGCGGCGUCCUUGGAGGGCAUGCCGUGAAGCUCAUGGGCUGGGGCACGACCGACGACGGUGUCGACUACUGGCUGAUCGCAAAUUCGUGGGGCUACGGCUGGGGCGAGGACGGGUACUUCCGGAUCGUGCGCGGCGAGAACGAGUGCGGGAUUGAGGGGGAGGCGGUGACGGGCUUGCCUUCCGUGAAGAAGGUUGUGGUGUAGAUUGGCCGCUGAGGCAAAGUUCGGACGCUUGGUGGUUCAUUGGGUUCGUCAGCUAGGGUGGUGAUUGGAUGGUGUGUAGACAUUGCAGGGGAUGGAUAAGAAGGACGCGGAAGAACUGGCUGCUCAUUCGUAUCUGGUCGGUACUGUUGGUUAGAUAGGCAGGUUUGCAAGGCCCAAGAACAUCCAUUGCUUAGGCUUGUGUAGAGUAGGUCGUUCGGUUCCGUCCGGUAUUCACAAUCAUGUAUUCCAGGUUGUACAGCGAGGUGCCAAGACAGGUCGAUAAGUUUCUUGGUAAAGCAGCACACUCAGAACUCCUUAGCUUAGUCUAAGCUAUAACUUGACGCGAGCAACCGCUUCAUGUACAUUGAGGUUGGCUGGAUUGCAAGCACGUGGGAAGAAUCCUGUCCGAGGUUGCAGCUCAUAAAUUGUCCAGCUCCGCUUCCAUUGUUGCCAGUGAGAAGUUGUGCACCAACAUGAUCACGGAAGGUCAGGCUCAGAAAAAGCGUUAGCCGUUGUUGCCGUGCGGACGGUUACAAGAGCGCUUGAUCAAAGCAAAUUGCUCAAGCACGAUUGGGAAAAUAGCCAAGCUACAUAAGAGAAGUUGGCAAUUAGAAACAGUACAACAUAGUUGAGUGCCAUAUGUCAUGCUGACUUGAGGCGUUCUUCUCAAUACCGAAACCAAUAGCCCCCGUGGAAAGAACCAUGUACCCGACCAUGUCAUCAGUAGACGGCUCACACGCAGGUUCACC
Molecule: messenger RNA, 1911 nt
Organism: Klebsormidium nitens
Lineage: Eukaryota; Viridiplantae; Streptophyta; Klebsormidiophyceae; Klebsormidiales; Klebsormidiaceae
Source: the annotation of a GenBank genome assembly